Molecule: messenger RNA, 1817 nt
Organism: Rhopalosiphum maidis (corn leaf aphid)
Lineage: Eukaryota; Metazoa; Arthropoda; Insecta; Hemiptera; Aphididae
Product: KRAB-A domain-containing protein 2-like
Exons: 2
Coding region: 419-1462 (347 amino acids)
Biological process (GO): DNA integration
Molecular function (GO): nucleic acid binding
Source: RefSeq, a predicted model, not a curated record
UACCGAUGUUUAACCAUAGAAAAUAUGUAUUAUCUAUGCGUUUAACUUGUAUAUUAUUAUUGUUUCGUGAUAUUAUGUUGUAUCACUUGUGACUUGUAUCUUAGAUUGUACAUUUUUGAUAAUAUUAUGAUAGCAACGAUAACAAUUCACUUUUCACUGUUUACAAAUUAAUGGCUCGUAGACCAAACUGAAAUCUUUAACUUAUUGUUACUACUUGACUAACAUUAGUAGUUUAGUUCGAAUCGGUAAUUUAUUUUGUAAAAUAACUAAAAAUGUGCAACAGUUGAUGAUUAAUACUGUGGUAUUAGUGUAUGACAAUCAAUUUUUUAAGUUUUAACGUGACGUAAAGAUAUAACCGGUACCUACUGUAUAGUGUUCUGAUCUUAAUAUUGGUGUAGUUGGCAUUCACAUUAUAACUAUGGCUAUAGACAAAAAUACCAUGCGCUCAAAAUUUAACGAACAAAUACAAUUAAUUUUAAUGAAUAAACGGGAAGAUAACAAUGCUUUUUUGUCAACCAGUGAUUAUAGUAGAGUCAUUCAACAGGUGAAAAAAUCAAAAAAAUCUUUAAACACUGCUGGUGAAAAAAAAACUACGAAAGACUAUCGUGUAAUACGUAAGUAUGAUAUUUUAGUAAUGGAUGGAAAAGAACAUCUGAUUAGACCUAUUGAUGAAAAAAAUGUUGUAUUAUACUAUGCAACAAUCGAUGAACUAUUUGAUAUUCUUUACGAUACACAUUCUGCAAUAGGUCAUGGUGGACGAAAUCGUAUGGUAACUGAACUUAAAAAUAAUUAUUGCAAUAUAACUAAUGAAACAAUUAUGGUAUUUUUAAAAUUGUGUGCUGAAUGUCAUAAAAAAGCUGCAUGUUCAAAAAUAGGAUUAACACCUAAACCAAUUUUACAGCCUACUUUCAAUUCUCGAGGACAAGUAGAUCUAAUUGACAUGCAGACUCGACGUCAUAAUGAUUAUAGAUUUAUAAUGAACUAUCAGGAACAUUUGACUAAAUAUAUAGUCUUGAAGCCACUGAAAUCAAAAUGUGUUGAAGAAAUUGCAUAUAAUUUAAUUGAUAUCUAUACUUUAUUUGGGGCACCUUCGAUAUUACAGUCAUGUAGUGGAAAAAAAUUUGUAACUUCAGUAAUUAACAAACUUCAUGUCAUAUGGGAUGAAGUAAAAAUUGAUUAUGGAUGGCCAAAGCACAGCGAAAGUCAGGAAUCUGUCGAACGAACUAAUAGGGAUGUACAAGAAAUGUUAUCUGCUUGGAUGAGCAAAAAAAAUAGUUCGGAUUGGCCAUCAGCAUUAAAAUUUAUUCAGUUUAAAAAAAAUCGAACUUUUCACCCAGGUAUAGGCACAUCCCCCUAUGAAGCAAUGUUUGGAUGUACUGCCAGAAUAAGUUUGGCGACAUCUAAUCUUCCAAAUGCUGAAAUGCCUGAAAUAACCGAAAUAAAAACAAAAGAAGAUUUAUGAAAUAUUACUCAUGUUCUAAUAAUGAAGACGACGACAAAGGAAAAAAAUUGCCAAAAGAAAUUGCAGCUUAUUAUCAGGAAGACAGGAAAUAGCUGUUUGUAAAAGAAAAACCUUUGAACUCCCGAUGAAGUGAUUAAAAAUUAGUAAAUGAAAAAAAGGUAACUUCAAGAAUAGCAGCUAUUAAUAGUUGUGUAAUGGGUUUUCCAGAGAUACCAGAGCAACCAUUGCAAGAUUGGUUGUUAACCAUAACAUUCUGCCUGCAACAAGACACUUAACUUAAGAUGCAUUAUGUAAAAAUAAUUAAUAAUGUAUGAUUUUAUACGAAUUGUAUUUAAAUAAAAAGGCAUCUAAAAUA